AUGUCCGUUAACGCGAACUCGCACCGCCGCCGUCUUCCUCAGCCCAUCCACAAGCGCCAACGCAUAAAUAACGCUGACAAAAUCAAACCACUGUCUCCUGUCAUCAUCUUUGACUAUGUAGGCGAGUACACGCAAGGCGUGGUCAUGAUCGAUAUCAACAACAGGAGCCCCGCCGUACUCGGUGCGAAGAUGGUAGGCGCCUUCGACCAGGCCUUUGCUCACCCUCUCCCUUCGGCAUCCUUCACACUCCGCAUUAAGCGGCCAGGCUACGACCACUUUGACUUCAAUCUCGCGGUCAACUUGCCCAAGCCAUUGCGGGUGCACGUGUUUUCGCCAGAUUUUGUGAAACUCACAGGAACAUCCAAGAACUACCAAGUAGGCCUCAUCGACAUCCAGCGCCUGGUGUUGGUUGGACUCCAUAAUAUAUAUGGGAACGUCUGGCAGGCUGAAGUUGACAUUGAUAUGAACGCAAUGACAUUUUGA
Coprinopsis cinerea okayama7#130 is the source of this 483-nucleotide messenger RNA. RefSeq lists its product as hypothetical. NCBI's taxonomy places the organism in Eukaryota, Fungi, Basidiomycota, Agaricomycetes, Agaricales, Psathyrellaceae. Bases 1 to 483 code for a protein of 160 amino acids. The transcript has 2 exons. The record is from RefSeq and is a predicted model, not a curated record.